AUGGUUUCUUCAGUUGUACCACCGACUUUCCCUACCACAUCCCGUCCUGGUAUCGUCGAAAGUGGUGCGCUUUUGCGUGCAUGGGACACGGUCUACUCGACAUUCUCUCGCUCGGGCAUCUCUAUUUGUUUCUCUCAUCUUACUCAGAUCUCUCGUUACGAUGGAACUUUGAAUUGGGGAAAGAUUGUGUUCCUUACUACCUGCAUUGUCACGAUGGUCGGAUGUGGUUACGUUACCUCGCUUUUGCGGCGAAAGGGCUGGGGAGCAACCCCAGCUAAGAAGCGCUUUCGCCGCGCUCUACGCAAAGACUAUUCGAAGCGCUCUGCUGGUACUGUAACUUCAUCGGAAGACGAAGACUAUGAUAGUACUGGCUCCCUGAGCCUCGGCUCCAAUGAGACCAUAUUAGAAAAAAGGGAAGCACCUCAGCAUCAUGAAAAGCGCGAAAAUGCGCAUGACACGGACCCGGGUCUGUUAAAGAAACAUUCAACAUACCUGUCAUACACAACAUCCGUUGCGACCUAUCCGUCUAUUAGAACCUUCAACCGACCUCAUCCGCAAAUGGAUAAGCUUCCCACCAAGCCUACUCCAAUUCCGCUGUUGGUUUUUGUACAUGGCCUGGGCGGAUCGUUGGCUCAGUUCAACCAUCUCCUGACCAGCCUGUCAAACAUUGGGCCUUGCUUUGGUAUCGAUCUUCCAGGAUGUGGAUUGUCGUCAUUCGAUCCAGAUUCCUGGGAUGCAUAUACCGUUGAGGCGCUGGCAGAGCUGCUGGCAACAGCCAUCGAGCAACACCGCGAUAAGGAUGCAGGGCAAGGUGUGGUUUUGAUAGCUCAUAGUCUGGGCUGCUCCCUGUCUGCGCUAUUGGCGUCUUCCACUUCUAGGAUUGGCUCCAGUCUGAAGGAGCAUAUCUUGGGCCUCGUUGCUGCCUGCCCCCGUGCGACGCCUCCACCUGCCCGGGACGUUGCCAAGUUUCGUCGUUUACUUCAAAUCCCCGGCCCGGUCUUUGACCUUUGGCGUUCCUGGGAUCGACGUGGUGGCCUGCAUAGCAGCAGUGUCAACCGACUUGUUGGUGCGGCAGCAGAUCCAGAUACGAGGGAGCUCCAAGUACGAUACAACAAGCAGAGCAAAACCCCGGUAUGGAGGCGGAUGGCUUGGGGAACGCUCCCUACCUACGAUAAGUCUGGUGAUCCUGUUGGGGGUAUCCCGGGUGAGGCAGUGUGGGCAGGUGUCGAAAUUCCUGUCUUGCUCGUGGCUGGCGAGGCUGAUGCAGUGAACAAGCCCAUUGAGCUCCAGAAAAUACUCGAAUUUUUCGAGCAGAGCGGGCGUAGUGUUGGCGACGGCGCCGAUACCGUGACGCCGAUUCCCGAUGCCUCCGCAAUAAAUGACAAGGCUCCUGCGUCCUACGACCCUCUGGCACAUGAGGAAAGUUUCGGACUCGAGGCGCAAGUUGCUGAGAAGAAGUUGACAAAUAAGGCGGACGAAGCGACUGGGCACCAGCGUGCUGUGAAGACUGUUAUCCUCCCAGCGCCAGCAUCUCAUGCACUGAUCUACGACCGUGCAACUUAUCGCACACUGGCCGGAAUUAUCCAAGACUUUCUUAAUCAGCAUAUCGACAAUCGUCUCAGCAUGGGAUGGCAGUUACAAUAUCUCAACACCUCCGGCAAAUGGGACGUGAAGAAUUUGGCCAAAUGGAAAAAGGUUACGCCUGUCUCACAACGCAUUGAUGAUACUUUUGUGGCCAUGAAGAUGCUGCGUGAAGUCGACGAGGAGCACAAUCCGGUCCUGUUCUCGCAGACGUACCGUGACCGCAUCUAUGCUGUGGUUGACAUUAGCUAUGAGAAUCCGGUGUACAACCCAGCAUCGAUGGAAAAGGGUGGUAUCCACUACCACAAACAUCCGACAGUGUCCAAGAUACCUCCCACGCCGGAUGAGGUUCGAGAUUUCAUUGCCUUGAUCGAUCGUCUGCAGAAUGAGAUCACUGAGAUGAUGGAGAAAUCAGACAAUCCGGAAGGCCCACGUCCAGUGGUUGGAGUUCACUGCCAUUACGGAUUCAAUCGCACGGGAUUCCUGAUCGUCUGCUACCUGAUCGAACGACGCGGAUUCAGUGUCCAAGCGGCGAUUGAAGAGUUCGAACGACGACGUCCACCAGGAAUCCGACACGAACACUUCAUCGAUACCCUAUUCGUGCGAUACUGCGUCGGGCUGAAGCGAGCGCCCACGCUUUGA
Messenger RNA from Aspergillus aculeatus ATCC 16872, 2223 nucleotides. RefSeq names its product RNA 5'-triphosphatase domain-containing protein. The transcript has 2 exons. NCBI's taxonomy places the organism in Eukaryota, Fungi, Ascomycota, Eurotiomycetes, Eurotiales, Aspergillaceae. Gene Ontology annotation, biological process: 7-methylguanosine mRNA capping; protein dephosphorylation. Gene Ontology annotation, molecular function: mRNA guanylyltransferase activity; protein tyrosine/serine/threonine phosphatase activity. The record is from RefSeq and is a predicted model, not a curated record. The coding region runs from base 1 to 2223 and encodes 740 amino acids.